This is a messenger RNA of Lingula anatina, 1998 nucleotides long. RefSeq lists its product as uncharacterized. NCBI's taxonomy places the organism in Eukaryota, Metazoa, Brachiopoda, Lingulata, Lingulida, Lingulidae. The record is from RefSeq and is a predicted model, not a curated record.
GUUAAAGAGACCUUCUAUGGCGGCUGGUUUGAAGAUCGUCUGCAAUAGGUGAAGCGCUGCUGGAAAUCCUACAUCUUUUUUUGUGAAACGAAUUAAAAUGUCUGAUUGGAUUCACUGUUUGAUAUGUCAACGAGCACCAAAUAAUAGCAGCUCUUCUUUCCUUUUGAUGCACCCUUGCAUGCAUAUAGUAUGUGAAAAUUGCAAAGAAACAUCCGAAAAUUGCAAGAAAUGUGGAAACAAAUGCAUGUCAGUCCCAUUAACAAAACAGACUUUUGUCUCCAGGCCAGAGGUGGGCAAAUUCUUCAAGGAUCCAACCAAAGACAUUAGCAGAUGUCUAAAGGAGUUCAACCGAGAGUUAACCCACCUUUUUCAGUUCUAUCUAUAUUUCAAGGUAUUAAAUUUUCAAGAUUAUCACCGAAAGGAAAAGCUGAGCAAAUUAAUGGCAAUACUUAUGGAAAAAGAUAAAGAAAACAAACUUCUUCGUGAAGAAGUGGCUCUCUUAAGAAAACAGGGAGGAGGGUCAUCAGCCAGAUCUACACCUCAUGCAGUUCUGAUGAACUCUGUAGGCCAGCAAUCACAAUCUCCUAUUGGAAAUUCUACCCUUUAUGGGCAAGCAAUGAGAACCCAAGUAAAAACGCCCACAAAUGGAAAUUCAAGAGCACAUUCUCAUCCCUGUACUCCCAUGGCCUCCAGAUUAUCUGUGAGAACACCUCCAGUUCAUGGAAGACUAGGUCCAAUAGCAGGAACUCCCUCCCCAUCUACUUCUCCAGGAUACCCAUUAAGGCUUGCCUCCACACCUAGUGGCCUCAGUGCUGACACACCAAAAAGGAGUGCUGGUGGCACUGCCUCUCCAAUGAAUAUUAGUCCAACUCCAUCACAGAGAAUUUCAUUGAAUGGACUUACAAGAAGCCAAGGAGGAUACAGUACACCUACAUCUUAUCAACAGUUUGGAACAUCCCAGAGUUUACUUUGGAGUUCUGCCAAAAGGCAGCAGCAGCUUCCAUUGGAAAGGAAUGAUGGCAGUCAGUUUUUAAGUAUAGGUGGAAGGAUUUCCCCUGGUGCUCCUCUAACAAGUACGCCAACAAAUUCUUCUCAAGUUUGGGACCCAGCAAAGAGAUGCCUUGUUCAGAUGCCAUUUGGUGUGGGAAACAAGUAGUCCAUUACUUGUGAAACAUUGAGGAACUCCUUGAACGAACAGAGAGCAUGCAUUGCCAGAAAUGCUCUACUGUACCCUCAAAAUAGGAUGUAGCAGCCACUGUUAAGAGAAUUAUAAUAAUAAUUGCCAUUUUAUAUUUUAUUUGGGUGAAAAUUUUAGUUAAGUGGCUAAUAGAAAACUUUUGUAGAUGAUACGGCCCUAUUGCAGUUUUAGUAAUUUCAUGAUUCAUAGGUUAUUUGUAUGUUUUAGUUAGUCAAAAUUUUUAAACAUUAUACUGAUUAUUAAUUUUUUGUAUUUUUUAAAGAGCUUUAGUUUAUGUUUGAAAGGCAACAUACCUGAUGGAAAACAACAAAAACUGACUUCCUUUGUGAUGAAUUAUUUAUUUGUAUCAAAGUAUUAAGCAAAAGAUUGCAGUAUUUUGAAGUCAGACAAUCUGAACCUAGGAAAGAUUUUGAUUAUAAUAAAGAUGAUUUGUGUAAGGGGAAAAAAGGUUAUGAUUAUUGUUAUUUUUAUACAUUUUCUGUGUAUAAAAAAAGUCAUUCCCAUUGCUCUAUUUUAACAUAAACAGGCACAUAACAGAAACCAAUAAAAAUUAACUUUACAGUAACAGGUGUUGUGAUAAAUGUAUACCUGCAUGACUGUUUCUUUUGCACUGAAUUUAUUUCAUGCAAGUUCUGAAUUCACCCAACCUCAGUUUUCUAAUUAGUAAAAAAUGGAAUUGAAGACCACCAAGAUGCCAAGUAUACAAUCACUGUGCAACCAAACAAGUUGCAACCAUGUUUACAAACAAGGCAGCAAAGCUGUCAAAUGGACAGACAUGCUAGUAUAUAUGCCAAAACUGA